Messenger RNA from Vigna umbellata (rice bean), 1137 nucleotides. Lineage: Eukaryota; Viridiplantae; Streptophyta; Magnoliopsida; Fabales; Fabaceae. The record is from RefSeq and is a predicted model, not a curated record.
AUGGAAGAAGAAUUAGAUUUGUCGUACUUGGACCGUGAAGAUAUAGACGACGAUGUGGUUGGUGUAGACUUUAAUAUAGUCGCAAUGUUACAUCAACAAUUACAAAUAACAACCUCAAUGGCUGCACUAACAAUGUUAUGCAUUGUUUGUCAUGCCUUGAAUAUAUUGAAUAUGUGCUCGAGUGAUCCAAGUAGUGUUAGCACUUUCCUUCCCGACAAAGACCGUCGCAGGCAACAGUUAAUGUCGUACUUGGUGCAUACUAAUCGAUGUCGUGACAUCAUUCGGAUGGGUCCAGAGGCAUUUAUUAAUCUUUGUGAGAGACUAAGAACAACUGGGUUAGUUAAAGAUGCCAUUCGCUCAACAGUGGAGGAACAAGUAGCUCAAUUUCUUCAUAUAAUUGGGCAUAAUGUUAAGAAUCGAAGUGUCGCAUUCUUCUUCCAUCGAUCUGGGGCGACGGUUAGCAAACACUUUCACAAUGUGUUGGAUGCUAUUUUAAGUCUAGAAUCUGAAUUUUUAACUCAACCAUCAAGAGACGAGGUGCAUCCAUAUGUCUUAAACAACAAUCGGUUUUAUCCGUACUUUAAGGAUUGCUUAGGGGCCAUAGAUGCGGGGUGGGAAGGAACAGCAUCUGAUUCUAGAAUCUUAAAAAAUGCUCUCGAUCGAGAUGAUCCGUUGGUCAUCCCCCAAGGAAAGUACUAUCUUGGCGACGCUGGGUUUAUGCUAAAAAGUACAAUAUUGACACCAUACAGAGGCGUGAGAUAUCAUCUUAAAGAAUUCACACGCACAGGAUCACAAAAUGCAUUUGAGCUCUUUAAUCAUAGACAUUCAUCAUUGAGAAAUGUUAUAGAAAGAACAUUUGGUGUGUUGAAGAAAAGGUUUCCUAUCAUUGCCAGUGGAAGUGAACCACAUUAUGGAUUGGAGACAAUGACAGACAUCAUUCUAGCUUGUUGUAUCCUACACAACUUUAUCCGUGGAGUUGAUAGGGAUGACCCAUUGCUUAAUGAGGUUCAUAAUGAGUUAAAUGAAGGGGAAGACCAUAACGUGGCAUCUUCUCAAGUUCGAGAAGAUGAUUAUAGGGUCGGUACAACUAUUAGGGAUGCCAUAGCUGAUGAAAUGUGGCGAGAUUAUGAACAUUAA